CUUGACACGCCUUGGAGAGAAGAAAACAGGUUAUUAGUUACUGGCGCGGAGUCCGAUGUUUUAAAGUUUUGAUCCACCGUCAAGCAGUGACUCCUCUUCUGCUGAUUUCUCCAUGCGCUGCCUUCAGUACGUCAUGGGUGCAUCUGUCAUGGCUGCAUCGCGCAUGAGCGGUAAUCGGUGGACUUAAUCGGUGGACUUAAUCGGUGGACCCUAGAGUUCCCCAGUCCGCAUAUGCGACAGGAGCUUUGCUAGACUUUCAUUUUCUCGUAGCCAUAAUCACCCAUAAUCAUGGUCUUUGGAAUCAUUACCUCCAUAGCAGCAUGUCCCGCAAUCGUUGGGACCAACGAAGCGGUCAUGCAAGGGCAGAAGCAGAAUGCGAGAGAAAAGCAUCGAGGGCUCAAGUCGAACCUCGUAGCAAAUUGCGAUGCUACUUCUCGCUAUGCCAGCGUGGUCAACGGGGCUGCAGUGGUGCUAGAGAACAACAAGCUGUACCUUGCCACGCCCAACGUCGAAGACGAAGCACAUCCGUUCGCCGGCUACUACCUCCCGUAUCCCGAUCAUAACUGGGGCCGCCAAGGCGAGGGACUGGUCUCAACAAUCAUGGAUGAUCCACCGCAGUUGAAUUGGAUCUAUGUCGAUGAGGAUACCUACGAAGUCAAAUAUGGCGAUCGGGUCCAGUCCCAGGAGCACAUAAUCGGACCGUGGGAUUGCACGAAGCUGGACCGAAGAGUGACAUUGGAAGGCUGGGAGGGGUUCUUGGCCGUGAGAGAAAGCGCUGGGAACUGGGCCCUGUAUUUUGACCGAGAGGACGAUUCUCUCCAAGACCGAGUGUCGCCCAAGAAACGAAGAGUAGAAGUCGAGUUAACCCGCAAGGAGAUGAAGAAGCGCAAGGACGAAGACAACGAGGGUCGAUGAGGUACCAUAUGCGGAUGAUCAUUCUUUCGGAAGGCAUCUGCAUUUCUUCAGGUAUGUUUGGCAUCCAUACGCCUUGCUCACAAGUGGCAAAGAUGAAGACGGAACUCAGCCCCCAGAGCAGAUAACCGAGCAAGUCCGUGUGGCUGAUACUGAUUAGCGAAAACCUGACGUGUCCCCGACCAAU
Eremomyces bilateralis CBS 781.70 is the source of this 1099-nucleotide messenger RNA. RefSeq lists its product as uncharacterized. The coding region runs from base 289 to 915 and encodes 208 amino acids. Lineage: Eukaryota; Fungi; Ascomycota; Dothideomycetes; Eremomycetales; Eremomycetaceae. The record is from RefSeq and is a predicted model, not a curated record. The transcript has 2 exons.